This is a messenger RNA of Pediculus humanus corporis (human body louse), 945 nucleotides long. RefSeq lists its product as uncharacterized. Lineage: Eukaryota; Metazoa; Arthropoda; Insecta; Psocodea; Pediculidae. The record is from RefSeq and is a predicted model, not a curated record. The transcript has 5 exons. Bases 1 to 945 code for a protein of 314 amino acids.
AUGGGGAAAUUAUAUGAAAGAUGUCACUUGAACGAAGAAUCUCUUUCUGCACAAUUACAAGGUUUUGAUUUUGAGACUCGAGAAGAAAAAAGUGAUUUAGCUCAAUUAAAAGAAGAUUUGCAAACGAAAUUAGAAGAGGAAAAAUUGGGGAGGGAAAAAGAAAAUGUCGAAGCGGUUAAUAAAUUCACAGCUUUGCAACAACAAUAUAAAUUAUUGCAGAGUCAACACGAUGAUGUUAAUCUCGAAUGUGAUAAAUUAAAACAAUCACAAUUAACAGAAAUAGAAGAAAAAAGUAGGUUAGAAGGACUUGUAGAAAAAUUAAAAGAUGAGUUAAAACUUGUUAAAGAAAGCAAAACAAACGAUUUAGAACAUUUAAAGAAUAAAUAUGAUAUUUUAGAACAAGAAAUAAUUCAUUUAAGAGAAAGUAAAAAACAAUUAAUGGACGAAUUAAGAUCUCAAAUUAAAUUACCGGAUAAACUACCAUUAAUACUCAACAAUUCGACAGUUUCUAAAGCCGACAGAAGCGAAAAUUUACCGCAACCUCUAAUGGAUGGUAAAAUUUAUUCUCAACCGUCUUUUAAAUCGUCCACAUCGGCUAAAAAAGUCGAACAAGAACUUUUCCCAUCGGGUAACAACAUUUAUUUGAACACGUCCACUCCAAUGAUCAAUCCUGAUGCCGUCAAUAGUCAAGAUAAAAUUUUAAGUGCUGCACCGAUGGCACAACCGAAACAAGAACCUCUACCCAAUUUGAUUGUUUACGAUAAUAAAGAAAAUGUGGGUGCCAAACCGGAUGACAUGAUGAAAGAAAACGAUGAGCAAUUGCAACAACAACAACAACAACAACAACAUGAAAAACAAAAUGACGAACCUCCGGCACAGGGAGUUUUACGUGCACCGGGUAUGCAACGACAAACAAACGACAAACACACUCGAAUGUAUUUGUAA